Messenger RNA from Raphanus sativus (radish), 1383 nucleotides. Its product is annotated as transcription factor MYB34. The transcript is spliced from 3 exons. The coding region runs from base 287 to 1234 and encodes 315 amino acids. NCBI's taxonomy places the organism in Eukaryota, Viridiplantae, Streptophyta, Magnoliopsida, Brassicales, Brassicaceae. The record is from RefSeq and is a predicted model, not a curated record.
UAUAUACUAUAAUAUGUGCGAGAGAAAGAGAGUGAGGGAACACCGUUUGUUCUUGUUUUAAGAAUUCGAUAUAUAAUGAUAACACGUUCACGUGUUCAUCGUCAAAAGAGUGUCUCAGUGAGCACAAUCUUCAAGUGUCUUUUGGUUUUGAUCAAGCGUUCUAUUAAAUUCUCUUAGUCAUCUUUUCUAAUCUCUUUCCUUUCAUAGGUCUUUAGCUAGGGUUUCAGUUAGGUUUUAAAUCAAAUUAAUAAAUAAAAGCAAGAAUCAAUAAGAAGAAGAACCAGAGAUGGUGAGAACACCAUGUUGCAGAGAAGAAGGAAUAAAGAAAGGAGCUUGGACUCCUGAGGAAGAUCAAAAGCUUAUUGCUUAUCUUCAACUACAUGGUGAAGGUGGAUGGCGUACUCUCCCGGAAAAAGCUGGACUGAAGAGAUGUGGGAAGAGUUGCAGACUGAGAUGGGCUAACUAUCUAAGACCCGAUAUUAAGAGAGGAGAGUUUACUCCUGAAGAAGACGACACUAUUAUCAAGCUUCAUGCUCUUAAGGGUAACAAGUGGGCCACAAUAGCGACAAGUAUAGCGGGACGAACCGACAACGAGAUUAAGAAUUAUUGGAACACAAAUCUCAAGAAACGCUUAAAACAAAAGGGUAUCGAUCCAAGCACACACAAACCAAUCAAUACAACCGAUCAAACCGGUUCAGAACCAAAACACCAUAUCAGUUCAUCCGGUUCCGCAAGGCUUCUUAACCGCGUCGCAAGCAAAUAUUCGGUCGAUUCAAACCGGGAUAUACUAACCGGAAUCAUAAUAGGAAACUCCACAAACAUCGCCGACGUUUCACAAAACUCCGGCGACGUCGAUUCUCCGACCAAGAAGUCGACCUCCAUGCUGCUCAACAAUAUGGCGGCAGCGUCAAGCGCUCGCACAUCGAUUCUAAUCAACAAUGCGUCGACAUCCCCCGGUUUCUCCGACAACUGUUCUUUCACCGAUGAUCUCACUGUACUCUUUAGCAACGAGGAGAUCUCUGAUAUGUAUAUGCAUGUCGAUAAUGUUGGCUUCAUGGAAGAGCUAAAGGGUGUUUUAAGCUACGGCGUUGCUGACGCCGGACAUAUUAAAGAUACGCCUGAGGUUAACGUAACUGAUGAGAUGGACUUUCUUGAUUCUUGGAACGAAGAAGAUGAUUUAGAUUUGGAAAAGUUUGUAAGUUCGUUAGAUUCAAAGGUUGGUGUCUUUGCCUGAAGAGCUAAAGCAAAAUCAAUUACACGUUGGUUUUCCACUUAAUCGAUUCCUGUGAUGGUCCUGAUGGAUUCAUGUAUCCUGUGACGAGGCAGGAAGAAAGAGAUGUCAUAAUAAAUUAAUAAGAAAAUAAGGUUAAAUCCCAUCAAUAA